Pectinophora gossypiella (pink bollworm) is the source of this 3557-nucleotide messenger RNA. RefSeq lists its product as uncharacterized. The transcript has 6 exons. NCBI's taxonomy places the organism in Eukaryota, Metazoa, Arthropoda, Insecta, Lepidoptera, Gelechiidae. The record is from RefSeq and is a predicted model, not a curated record. The coding region runs from base 91 to 3486 and encodes 1131 amino acids. Gene Ontology annotation, cellular component: nucleolus. Gene Ontology annotation, molecular function: transcription corepressor activity; transcription factor binding; sequence-specific DNA binding. Gene Ontology annotation, biological process: regulation of DNA-templated transcription.
UCAAAUUGAUAGUGCGACGAAGUCGAAAAAAAUACAAAAAUGCGCGACCCAUGUGGAAGUGCGUUGUUGUGAAGUGAAAUUAAAUACAAAAUGAAGGACGACACAGAGACGAAAGCGCUUCAUAAAGACUCUAAAGUGACUGCUUCUGUCUUAGAAGCCUUUGACUUGCUUAAAGCUCCAAAGGAUGACGAAAAAAUAACAGGCGGUGCCAAAAUUGUUACACAGUUACAGAGUAGUGAGAAUGAGAAAGAUGUUCAAUAUGUAUUGAAGAGGUUAGUGCGGAGUUUGGGCGCGAAUGUUCCAGAGGUGAGAACGGGUUACUUUGCCACCCUCGUGGCGUUGCUGACGAAGUUUGACCAGAUAACCAUCUCCCAAGUGUUUGAAUUGGCCAAGAAAGAAUUACAUGCUAAUGGAUCAUCCAAAAGUGAGGUUGGUGAUGUGGCACUGGGACAGAUCCUGGUGUGCGGAGCAGCAUUCCGGUCAGGUUUACUGCUCAGGAGCUCCGAGGAAGAGCAAAAGGAAGCCCUAAGCCUGCUCAUGGCAGCCAGCAAAAAGAAAUCAUACCUCAGCACUGCUGCUUAUUUGAUCCUGCUCGAUCUAAUCAAUGGACUAGAAGAAGACAAAUUUUCAUCCCUGAUCUGGCCUCAUAUCAAGCAAGAAUUCAAGAAAGAUGUAAAGGAGCAAUCACUUGACUCACUCUACUUUCUUCUGAUGGUCAGCAAGAAGUUCCCUGGUAAGGUGAAGUUGAGGAAACUGAUUGGGGUUCCAGAGAUACUCUGUGAAGAAAAUAUACAUGAAGUCUGCGAGAAGAUUAUGGGAGGCAUAGACUUCAACUCAGUCAGUCAUCCAAUCUUCAAAGAAAUUGGCACUGGCAUGGCCAAUUCACCACAUCUUAAAGUUUUCUGGACUUCGGGCAUUGACAGCCAACUAACUAAACACAACAGAAAUAGAGAAUUAGUGGCUAUCAAUCUUCUCACAACUAUCCUGACCAAUAUUCAGGACAAUGUUGAAAUCAUACCAGAAUUGCUUAGUAGGAAUUUCUUCAAACUCUUCAUGGAUUGGUUCAAAGGUCUCCAAACCGCCAGCAAGAUCAGAAACAAACGCGACAAUGAAGAUGACAACAAAAUCAUGAUCAAGAAAGAGAAGGAACUCCUCAAUGCGCUGGCUAAGUCUCUAAAAUUAGAGAAGGUUGACAGCAACAUCAGGGUUGAAACACUAAAGAAAUUGUUAUUUAAUCCAGGAGAAAUGAAUUUCACCGAGAUUACAGGGACAAGUAUUGUGAAAUCAAUCAUUGCUGACUUAGACAAAGAUGGUCUAAAGAUAAUGGCUAAAUUGUUCAAAGGAGUUCUGUUGAAUACCUCCAAGAAAGUUAUUAAAGAUGAUGUGGAGAGAAGUUGGUACAACAACGAGAGAGUGAAGGCUGCUGAGUUACUAUCAUAUUUAGUCAGUCAUGAGGCAGUGAAAGACGACACAGAGUUUAAACUGACUUACAUGAAACUACUUAUGUGUUUAGGAUUUUUCAAAAUUGGCGGAGACAAUAAUGUUGCUGUUAGUAAUGAGUUGUCAGGUUCCAUCAAAUCCUGUUUCUACCGCUGCUUCACAUCACGUUUCUCCAGUGUCGACAACUUGGUAACUGUUCUGUCGUCGCUCAGCAACUUUAUAUGCAGUAUACUUCAAAAAGAAGAGGUUCGCACCAAAAUGGAAAAACAAUUCCCUGAAGAAAACAUGGAUUGCUGGGAAAUGGUUACUGAAAUUUGUCAGAACAUAGAGAAGAAUGAAGCCAAAUCUAAAGUGGAUAAAGUAUUUCUGAUACUGCUUUAUCAACUUGGGUUGUUUCUAUUCUCAGAGCCCACUCACGUCAAAAUGGCAAAGAGCUCAAUAAAGGAGUUAAAGAGUUGUUACGAGCAUUAUAGGAAAAGUAAGAAAAAGAAAGUUAAGAAACCUGAAGGAGAUUUGACAGAUGAACCAGAAUGGAUAGAGGUGCUAGUUGAGGUCCUACUGUCGAUAUUGUCAACAGAGUCUAGUGUUCUGCGCUCGGUAGUUCAAUGCGUGUUCAGACUACUGUGGGAGUACCUGACGCCUUCGUCAAUUGGGCAGAUAGUAUCCGUGUUAGACCCAGACAGUGAGUCAAACCCACUGACUAACGAAAGCGAGUCAGAAGACGAUGAAUCCGAUGAGGAAGAUCAAAAAGACUCUGAUCAAGAAGAGAGCAAUGAAGAAAACGAAAGCGAUAGCGAAGUAGAAGAUAAUGAUGACGACGAAGAGAUGAAAACUCCGGACCAAUUGAGAAUGGCUGUUCAAAAAGCUCUAGGCGCUAACGCCAUCGAGUCUGAUGCCGAAAGUAUAGACGCGGACAUGAUCGAUGAGGAAGAAGGCAAAAAACUAGAUGAGGCCUUAGCAGAAGCAUUCAAACAAUUUCAUCAAGGAAAGGGUAAAAAAGUUAAGAAAGAGAGAAAAAACAAAAAGGCUCUCUCGGACUUCAGAAUCAGAGUUCUCGAUCUAGUAGAUAUCUACCUUGAAAAGGACCCAGCAAUGGAUAUUUGUCUUGGCAUGAUUGCACCUUUAACACGAUGCCUGGAAUUCUGCCUUACAGAUAACCAAUUUGCCGAAUUAGGAAACCGUGUGCGGAAAACAAUAAAAUUUUUGACAAAGAUUAGAAAAUUCUCUUCAACAGAUAAUGUUAUUAUAGACACUUUGUGUGAUUACUUAAAGUCUGCUAUUGAAAAGGGUUCGCGAUCUCACUUCAUGUAUCAAGCUUUAGGUGACGUUAUCACACACUACGCAACCUUCAUCAUACACUGCGCUCAGAAGAUAUCUCCUCAGGAGACCAAAAAACCAAAAUCACCUAAAAAAGGCAAACUUGCGUCGCCCCUAGAGGAAAUCUUCAAAGAAGCACUUCAGAGUUACUUCCAAAAUCGGAACUGCUUACUGCCUAUAAUUUUCUUCCACAAUGUUUUACAAACCGAAUGGCAAGGUACAUACGAACUGAUACCAGUCGUUAUCGAUAAUGUCUUCAACAAAGAUGUAAGACAAUUUCGUCGUAAUGAGGGACUUGAACUGAUUGCCGGUUUUUACCGAGCUCUAAACAGAAACAAACCCAGUCCAGAACUCCUCAAUAAACUAUCUAUGAUAGAAACCCACUUUGAGGAUAAACUAAAGACAGCAUUAAGUGAGGAAGAAUUCGAAGUAAAAAAGAAUUUCUUUGUUGUUCUUCAGAAAUUAAUAAACACAAUGAAAAUGGUCCAUGAAACCUGCAAACAUGAAAGUAGUAUAGAUUUUAAGACUUUAUUAGAGACCGUAGGAUCAAGUAAGAAAACUGUAAAAGCAAAGAAUAAUAAAAAUAAGAAUCCAGUAAUUGAAGUUCAAAAUCAAAAUGGAAAUGCGAAACCAGAUAAAAAGAAGAAGAAACGCAAGUUGAAUAAAAUGAAUGGUCAUGGUGAACCUAAUGUGAAAAGAAUCAGAAAAAGGUCCAGUCAAAGCGAUUGAUGCGUCUGUUACCGAGUCAGCUAUAUUGUAAUUGCUGUUAUUUGGCAAUAAAUUUAUUAUUCAAAAUAUAA